Molecule: messenger RNA, 1800 nt
Organism: Oryzias melastigma (Indian medaka)
Lineage: Eukaryota; Metazoa; Chordata; Actinopteri; Beloniformes; Adrianichthyidae
Product: transcription factor Sp6-like
Exons: 2
Coding region: 197-1087 (296 amino acids)
Biological process (GO): regulation of transcription by RNA polymerase II
Molecular function (GO): RNA polymerase II cis-regulatory region sequence-specific DNA binding; DNA-binding transcription factor activity, RNA polymerase II-specific
Source: RefSeq, a predicted model, not a curated record
CGGGGACGGAGAAAUAUGAUGAGGAUUUUAUUUUUCUGGAGGCAUUUCUCGAGGAGCAGCAGAACUGAUGUUUUAGAGGGGAAAACAGCUCCAAAGAUCUUUUUAAUGUAAGCUCAUUUGGCCAUGUGCUGAUCAUCUGCUUUACCUAAGAAGACCUCCAUUCAUCUACAGUCCUGCUUACGAACCAGCUGCUCACAUGGCCCACCCGUACGAGCCGUGGCUGAGGACAGCACCACCUAGUGGCAGCUCAGAAGACAUGAACAUUCCCUCCUGGUGGGACCUCCAUCGUGAUGUGCAACCAGGGAGCUGGAUUGACCUGCAGACUGCGCAAGGGUUGCCUCCUGUGAGUCCAGGGAGCUCCAUGGGGCUUCAGCCCUCUUUAGGGCCCUAUGGGUCCGACCCACAACUGUGCACGCUGCCUCCAGCCCAGCUAGCUCCGGCGUCGCACUCGCCCCACCUUUUUCCUCAAGAUGGCUUCAAGAUGGAGCCGAUGGCCUCCGAUAUGCUGCAGCAGGAGGCGUUCUCCCUGGAAGAACCUCCGGAGACCUCCGUGUCCCAUCGGCCCAAACCGCAGCGCCGUUCCUCCUCCAGGGGCGCCGGGCAAGCGGUGUGCCGCUGCCCCAACUGCGUCCACGCAGAACAGAUGGGCCAGAGCCCCGAUGACAGCAGGAGGAAGCACAUGCACAACUGCCACAUCCCCGGAUGCGGCAAGGCCUACGCCAAAACCUCCCACCUGAAGGCCCACCUGCGCUGGCACAGCGGCGACCGGCCCUUCGUCUGCAACUGGCUCUUCUGCGGCAAAAGAUUCACACGCUCGGAUGAACUGCAGCGCCACCUACAGACACAUACCGGCGCUAAAAAGUUCAGCUGUGCUCUGUGUCCCAGGGUGUUCAUGCGCAAUGAUCACCUUGCAAAGCACAUGCGCACGCACGAGUCCCCACCGGGACAGGGCGAGGAGCGGGUGAAUGGAGAGGGGAGGGCGGAGAAAGGCUUUGAUGGGGCCACGCCCACGCAGUCCACGUCUGACGGAGGAGAGCCCCCGCUGAAGCUGAAGUGUGAGGCAGACCCCUCAGGCCAGGCCAGCUAACUUCACCUCCUUUAGUUCCGGGCACCCCGGCUGCUUCCCGCUCUGAUACAGAGGUGGCGUAGAAUUGCAAUAGAAUAGAGAGUAGGUGAAAAACAGAAAUGCGUUAAGGAGAGGCUGUUUGGAGCUCGCAGAAACAGGAUGUCCUUCUGGGGUAGAAGGUCGCAAAGGUUGCUGAGCUGAAGCGAGAGCUGCAACCAGGAGGAGGCCAAACAAGAUGGCGACCGGUCUGAAACAUGUCAGACCUGCAACAAAAACAGACCCGUUCUGGAAAAAAUGAUGAACAUUUCUUUAUAUGAAAGUUUGUUUACCGUCAAAUGAAACACAAUUACAUAAUAUAAUAUGAUACUAAGAUAGAGUUUUUGACAAUGUGACAGCUGAUCACCAAAAGCGUGUUUAUUUUCACACAGUCUGACAGCAGAAAGGACUUGAUGACAGUCAAACAAUGACACAAUGUGAACAGGUAUUCAGGACGGAGCAAACCAAAGCAGCGCAUUACUUCAGAGAGGAGGAAGACAAAUCACAACAAGCUGAGCCUGAACGCUCAAAGAGCCGUCUAGAAGUGGAAGCUGACCUGGAUGGGAAACUGGUUUCUGUCGGAACACGUUGAAGACAGCAGGAAACAACAAAUCCAUCAAUGUUUUGCUCUCAACAGUGGAUCAAAAAGGCAGUAAUAUGAAAAAGAGAACCAGUGGUGAGAUCCAUCCUCUUUCUCU